AUGAUGGUGCCCACCACCGACAUGGCCGCCGAGCUGUCCCCGAAGGACGUCCCGGACCUGGAGGACGUGCCCAGUGUCUACCGCUCGUGCGGGCGCGCCUGCGGGCUGGCCCUCAAGCACGGGGACGUCAUCGGCGACGAGUUCGCCGAGUUCUUUGUCCACCAGGUCGUUCGAGACAAGCGCGUCACCCUCAGGGAGCUUCAGAGGCAGCUCGCCGAGAGCUCGGGGCCCGACUUCCGCGCCAACUCGGGGCUGCUGAAGCAGACCCUCUCACAGAGCGGCCUGGAGGGUCUCACGCUCUCCCGGGAGCUGUCCGGCACACAUCCGCCGCGCACGGUGGAGCUGGUGCCCGGGGGGAGCACGACGCCGGUCACUGAGGAUCGGGGGUAG
Prorocentrum cordatum is the source of this 390-nucleotide messenger RNA. NCBI's taxonomy places the organism in Eukaryota, Dinophyceae, Prorocentrales, Prorocentraceae. The record is from the annotation of a GenBank genome assembly.